AGUAUGGAUGAUGUGAACGGGUAUGAACCUCGGUGAACAGUCAAUGUCAAAUGAUAAUUGAUAGAGACUGAAGAGUGAAUCAGUGUAGUGAAACAGUGUCGGUAAAACCUCCACAGUUGUUGGUAGCCUGUAUACUUUAAGUUUUGACUUUGUAGUGGUAUUCAUAAAAUAUGAUUCAAGUUAUUUUAUACAUAUAAAGUUAUCGUGUCACAGCGCUUCAAUAUAUAAGUUCGAGUAACCAAUUUAUUUGUUACUGUGUACACUGCCUUUCUAAGCAAAAAGUUUUGCUUUUAGAUUUAUGAAAAAUUUGACACAUCUCCACGUGGUGUCUGCCACGAUUUUGUGCUACGUUUUCAAUUCUUCAUAUUUACUACGAUUAUUUAUUAAUUUUAAACUCGAAAAUAUUUUAUAGCCGAAAAUGGAGUCGUUAAAUUUGUCUAAAUUGAAUUUAUCUAGCGUGCGAGGUCAUGCAUCUGAUGAAAAUAAAUCUAAAGCUGAAGUUCCUGAUGAUUCUUUUUCGGUGUUUGUUCCUGACAAUGAUUAUGAGUGUGAAUACAAUGAUGCAAUCUGGCAGAACCUUUUAGAACAAGAUGCAGAGAGGCCCACUAUACACUUACAGUCACCUCAGCUCCAGUUCCGCGGCGCGUUGGUUCAGCAGCUGCGUGCGGUGAGCCGGCAGCUAGAGCUGGGAGUGGGCACGUUGCAUGCCGCCGUCGCGUUGCUCGACCUGUUCAUGGAUGCGCACCGACUUCGACCUGACCGCCUCACGCAUGUGGCUCUUGCCUGCCUCUCGCUUGCAGCCAAGAGCGAGGAGAAAAUGAGCCGCGCGCCCACCGUGAAGUCGCUGUGCCAGGCGAGCGGCGUGUCGCUGUGCGGGCGCACGUUCCGGCAGGUGGAGUGGACGGUGGGCUCGCACGCGCGCUGGCGGCUGCUGGCGCCCACGCCCGCCUCGUUCGCGGCGCUGCUGGCGCCCCAGCUGCUGCGGGGCGACGACCCCGGGCCACGCUCGUACCCCGCGCGCCUGCGACGUGACGCCGCGCGGCUGCUGCACGACUACCUCGACUUGACGCUCUCAGACGUGCGGCUGACUGUAUUGGAGAGCGACGUGGUGGGCAGCGCCUGCGUGGCGUGCACGCGGGCUGCGCUCGGCCUGCCCGCCUGGCCGCCCUGGCUGGCUGCGCGCGCGCACCGCCCGCCCGACCGCGUGGCGCCGCUGGCCCGCCUACUGCACAGGAUGAUGCAGAUCAAGACACGCGAGAAGUCAGACGGCCAGUAUCACCCCGCGCAAACACAGGCCCCCGCCCGCGACUUGCACGAUCGCUUCGACGCAACAAGCGACUUCGCAGCGUGUCGAACGAGUCGUCUGAUCGAAGCUAGCAUCGAACCCGCGACCAACCUGGCGGUGAAGCGCAGCCGAGACGCGGACAUGGAUGUGGAGCGAAAACGAUAUCGCGUCGCCGGUCACGCCCACUACUCGCAGACCGUGCAGUGACUGUGCGCGUAACCGCGAUGUGGAGGUGGUGGGGGCUCAGUACUACAGUCAGCUCAUCGCGGUCGACCAUUUUUUGUUUGUAUUUAUACAUAUGUCCAGUGCGACUUAUGUUGCUUAAUUUAUUGGAUCAAAUGUAACCAAAUAAUUUUGAGGUUGUACUUCAGGAUAUCAAGCUAGUUUUGUGUAACACAUUACAACUAAUGAAAGCCUCUCAAUGUCGAAUAAAUGUUAUUCAUUUAACCUGUUAACUGUAAUAGAUAUUUAUUAUGUGCAACGAGUAUAUUUAUUUUUGUGAUCUUAUGUAACAUUUGUAGCUCAUUUUGUGUGAAUUAAUUUGUAUUGUUGUUCUGUCUAUUAUUAGUUAAGUUAGGUAAAAUUGCGUUGUUAUCAAAAAUGUAUUGAUGCAGUGUUGAUCGUUAUAUCGAGAUGUAUGGGGUGGUGCCUGACCCCGGGAGAUAAGAGAUAACAGUUGUGUCAGAUGUUAUCGCUGCGAGCGGCGAUCGUAUCGAUACGCUGUGUGUUGUACAUAAUACUAUGUUAUCAGGGGCGUGCAUUUUAUAUAGGCAAUUAGGCAGUGCCUACCUCGCUAUAAACCUAAAUAAAUAUUGUUCAAGUCAUGGGUACUUUCAAAAAAAGCGCGUACACCUUCCUUAAACGCCGCCAACGCUCUUGUGAUUCCUCUGGUGUUGCUAGAGAAUGUGGGCGGCGGUGAUCACUUAACACCAGGUGACCCUAACUCGGUUGUCCUCCUAUUCCAUAAAAAAAAAGUUAAUUUAGUUAAAUUUUCUAUAAACUAAAACUUCUAUUGAACAUCCACUCAUAAAAUUUUUCCUUACGCUAGAUACUAGAUAGCUACGGUAAGAAAUCUUUGCAUAUUUCAAAGCUCAACUACGACUAGUUAGAUCCACAGUGCCUACCUUGCCGGAAAACCAAUGCACGCCCCUGUAUGUUAUAAUGACUAGACUGUUGACUGUUUUGUAUGUAUAUAUGGUUACAGAGCGAAGUUAUUUAUUGUGUAGGAUAAUGUACCGAUCUCCGCUCAUCGCGUUGCGGGUGAGCCUACUGUGUAUAAACCAUACACUUAGAGUACACUAGCGUAUAGACGAACUGACACUCCGAUAAUUUGGACUAACUAUAAUUAGAAAAUUUAUUGAAUCAGGCGUUACUUUGCGGAAAUCCAUAAUUAUACAAAUUAUUUAAGUUUUCUUUGGUGUUAAUUCCGCCAAUAUUUGUUUUUAAAACAAUUCGACACGUGUUUCGCCUCUAUACGAGGCAUCCUCAGGACGUGUUCUCUCGCCAAAAUCUGGCAGUCUCGUGCCAGAUUUUGAAAAUCAUUUGUAUAUAAUUGUCAAUGUGUGUGUUAGCUGUCCGUUAACUAUUCAUAAUACUAAAGUCAUAUCAAGUUUGGUUAACUAUUUACGACAUGGCAAUCAAAAUCGGUUUUCUAAAGAUUCUUGCUGUCUCCGGUAUAGAUGUUGCUCUCUCUCUCACAGUCUCUCAAACGCAUUGUUUGACUAUACGCUAGUAUAUUAUAAGUUUGUGGUAUAAACUAUGUUGUGUUUGAUUGUUUAUAACUUAUUAUGUUCGUCGCAACACAUUAUAAAUGUGAACGCGCGGACAGACCGUCGCGAUGUAUACAAGUAUUAGAUUAAAUUAAUAUUGUUAAUGGUCGGGCUCCGGGCUCCGACCAAGUUAUAACAUGUGUUACCAUCCAUCGUGCGUGUGUGUGUGAGCGCGGUCGAGCUUAUUGUUUCAAUAUGAUUGCUGUGUGUGUGUGUGUACACACAGCGACCGUAUUAACACGAGCGGAAGACCGCAUAAGAGACGACGCGGGCCGGCUCGUCUUUCAAUUUAGAUUAUAAUUUUAUUACGGCCAAAUAAUUUACUAAGUAUACCAUCAAUUUAGCAGAAAACAUGAGCCGACCCGCCCUCAGAAUGUAUUUAGAUAUAAUUGAGAGUAGCGAGCGAUACACAAUAUAAUAUUGUGGACUUAAGACUGAUCGACAUAACUACUGUGUAUGACACGUGUUGACACGAGACAUAGUGUAGCGAGCAGGGAGGACUGGGCGACGUGAAAUAAAACUGAUCACUUUAUAAAA
This is a messenger RNA of Leptidea sinapis, 3591 nucleotides long. RefSeq names its product cyclin-J (gene CycJ). Gene Ontology annotation, molecular function: cyclin-dependent protein serine/threonine kinase regulator activity. Gene Ontology annotation, cellular component: nucleus; cytoplasm; cyclin-dependent protein kinase holoenzyme complex. The transcript has 8 exons. The coding region runs from base 419 to 1492 and encodes 357 amino acids. Lineage: Eukaryota; Metazoa; Arthropoda; Insecta; Lepidoptera; Pieridae. Gene Ontology annotation, biological process: mitotic cell cycle phase transition; regulation of cyclin-dependent protein serine/threonine kinase activity. The record is from RefSeq and is a predicted model, not a curated record.